Molecule: messenger RNA, 572 nt
Organism: Rhizophagus irregularis DAOM 181602=DAOM 197198
Lineage: Eukaryota; Fungi; Glomeromycota; Glomeromycetes; Glomerales; Glomeraceae
Source: RefSeq, a predicted model, not a curated record
AUAUGGCUCCUGAAAUAUUAAGAAAUAAACCCUAUACUCCAGCAAGUGAUAUUUAUAGUCUUUCAAUAAUAAUGUGGGAAUUUACAUCUGGUACUCCUCCAUUUUAUCAUGAAGCACAUGAUCAUCACCUUAGCUUGAAUAUUUGUAGGGGGAAACGUCCUGAAAUUAUAAAAAAUACUCCAAAAUGUUAUAUGGAUUUAAUGAAAAAAUGUUGGGAUUCAGAUCCUUCUAAUAGACCAACUAUAAGAAUGCUUGAAUAUAUUGUAUCUGAAUGGAUUAGAUGUAUUAAUGAAUAUUAUGAAAUAAACAGGGAUGGAGAUUAUAAAUAUUUAGUACCUAAUAUUGAUAAUCAAUUAAAAGAUGAUAUGCUUGAAUUUGUAAAAGCAGACAAAACUUUAGUACAAGAACAAGCAAAUACUUCUAUUAUGCAAUCUCAUCCACAAGCAUAUUAUAGAAGUCGCAAAUUUACUGAAAUUUUAGCUCAAGAAAAAUCUGAAAUCGUAGUUCAAGAAAAUUCUGAGUGUUUUGAAUGUAUAAUUGAAAAUCAAUGAUAUUAUGUAAUUUACAAUUUU